CCAUGGGUCCAAGAAUCUCGUUCUCGAACGAUUUUGCCGAUUCCCAACAGCCCAGUACGAAGCUCGAAAACAGCUACAGGGAAGCCCCCGUUUCUUCAGAUUUCGCGUUUUCCGUACCUAACUACAGCAUGAUCUCUGCUGACGAGGUUUUCUUCAAGGGCAAAAUGGUCCCAUCCAAAGAUAAUAACAAUUGCGCGAAAACCACUACUCUUAGGGAUGAGCUUCUCGGAGGUAGUGACGACGAUUAUGAUGACGUGUCGUCCAGGUUGGUGGCGAAAGGUAGUUGCCGGUGGAGAGAGAGAUUAGGGUUGAAGAGAUCUUCGCAUGUUGUCGUAGCUAAGAAAUCCGAUAAGAGUAUUAGCGAUGGAUCUAACUUGAAAAGUAUCGACGAAAUGAAGAUUUCCGAGAAUGCUUAUUGAGGAUGAUGUUCAUGUCACCUUUAAAGGUAUGUCUU
Molecule: messenger RNA, 454 nt
Organism: Erythranthe guttata (spotted monkey flower)
Lineage: Eukaryota; Viridiplantae; Streptophyta; Magnoliopsida; Lamiales; Phrymaceae
Source: RefSeq, a predicted model, not a curated record